Messenger RNA from Durusdinium trenchii, 537 nucleotides. NCBI's taxonomy places the organism in Eukaryota, Dinophyceae, Suessiales, Symbiodiniaceae. The record is from the annotation of a GenBank genome assembly.
AUGUCAUCGAAAGCGCUGUGGAACACUAGAGGGUGGGAGGGAGACGCUGGCAAAGGGAGGCCAGCGGGGAGAGAAACAGGGAGACGGGGAGGCAACAUUGAUCGAUCCCGGAGGCACCCACUCCUGGAAAAGGAAACCUUUGAAAAGCUACAGCGCAAUGAUGUCGUGGAGACCAGGCCGCACAUUCUUCACUUUGGCGGCUUCCAGAUCCACAAGGAGCACACUCAGUUGCUCAAACUUGUGAAUAUCUCACCUUCAUCACUGCGAGUCUCCAUUAUUGGUCCAGCCACCCAAUGGUUCAAGAUCAGGUUUGACAAGAAAGGGCUUUUGGCGCCUGGAAUGAGUGAAGACAUCAUGGUCACCUUCGAGCCACAUGAAUGGCGCUAUUACUAUGACACCAUCAAGAUAUUUUGUGGUGAGUUGUCUGAGAAUCUGAUAGUGCCAAUCCAUGCAUACCCUUCAGCCAAUGAUGUUGUCCUGCCUCGGAUGCUGGACUUUGGUUCCAUAGCAAUUGGAACGCGAGGGUCCUGGAAUUGA